AUGGGAGUCAAUUUUUUAUGUUCUUCACUUUCCUCAAGUUUUUGUUGCCAUUUGUUUUUUUGUUUUUUGGGGGUUUUUGGGGGGUUUUUCUGGUUAGUUAUUUUGAUUCUCUUCCUCUUCUUUUUUGAUUUCUUUAUCCUUUCUCUUUUUUCCCCUUCUCUUUUUUCCUCUUCUCUUUUUUCCCUUUCUCUUUUUCAAUGUUCUUAUUCUUCUUUUCUUCUUUAUCAUUCUUCGUCCUUUUGCUUCUGCAUUCCUCUCUCAUGUUUUUAUUCUUCCUCUUCCUCCUCUUUAACAUCUUCUGCCAUCCUUUGCCACCUCCUUGUCUUUUUCAUAUUCUUUUCUCCUCCUUAUUCUUUUUUCCUCCUCAUUCUUUUCUCCUCCUUAUUCUUAAUUGCUCUAAAUCUUCCUUUUUCUUUUAGUUUCUUUUCUUUACUUUUCUUUCUUUUUUCCAAUAUUUUUUCUUUUAAGUUUUUCUACUAUCUUCUUUCUUUCUUAUUUUUCUUCUUCCUUUCUUACUUUCACCUUUCUUCCUUUCUUUUCUCCAUUUUUUUUCAAUACACUCUUGGAUUUUUCUGUGUAAUUUCCUCUUUAAAAUCUUUUCCUAUGCCCAUUCCUUUUUCCAUACUCUCUCUUUUCUUUUCUUGUUUUAUUCUUGCCUUUUUUUUAUUUCUUUUGCUAUUUCUCUUUUUCUUCAUCUAUUUUUUUCACAACUGA
This is a messenger RNA of Acanthosepion pharaonis, 714 nucleotides long. Lineage: Eukaryota; Metazoa; Mollusca; Cephalopoda; Sepiida; Sepiidae. The record is from the annotation of a GenBank genome assembly.